CCGUAGUUGAGUCUCGCUAAACCAGGAAGCGAUUCUCACUAUUUACAUUCUGUUUAUUCGGGUUUCGCGGAUUUUCCUCACACUUGACCACCAUGUCACAGGAUACCUGGUUACAGAAUUAUGAUGCUACCUGCCGCCUGGCACAGGAGGUUGCUGAGAACAUCCAUGAACGGAACAGGCAGCAGAGAACAGGCGGAAACCCUGCCAAGAUCAACAUGACACUACGGGCUUCACUGCAGAAGCUCAAACAGAAUAUUGCUCAGCUGAAAGAAAGUUUGCUGCGGGCCUCGUCAUCUCGUCGGAUAAUGCAGUCAGAAGCGGACAGACGGCAGAAUCUCAUUGAUGACCUACUCACCAGAGAGAAGCAGCUCAUUGCUACUUUUAAAGGGGAAAGCACCGAUCCUCAAACAACUAGGUCAACUCUUAUGUCCGGGAUGCCGCAGACAAGCAGCGGUGUAGCGGCCAAUCCAUGGCUGGUCAAUGAGUCAGAGGAAACCAGAGGGCUUAGUGUUGGGGAGAUCAAACAACAGCAACAGAGAAUCAUUGAAGCCCAGGAUGCAGGCUUGGACGCACUUGCCGCUGUCAUCAGCAGACAGAAGAUAAUGGGGCAGGAGAUUGGCAAUGAGCUGGAUGAACAAAAUGAAAUCAUCGACGAUCUGGCGCACCUCGUCGACAAGACGGAUGAUCGGAUUCGCAACGAAACGCGGAGAGUGAAAUUGGUUGAGACGAAAUCUGCCUCAUGUGGGAUGUUGGUGGUGAUCGUGCUGCUUCUCAUCGCCAUCGUGGUGGUCGGCGCGUGGCCCGUGUAGCCGACAAGGACGGCGCUGAAGACUGCAUCGUCUCAGUGCAAUGGACGAAAUGUCUUUUGUAAACUCACUCAUGCGCCAUCCAAUAUAGUCACUGCUGGAUUACAGCUAUAAAUCUUGGGUCCCGGAUCAAACUCUCACCUCAGCCACCUCAGGCGAUUCAAUGUCCUGAUUGGUUGCAGGGUUUUAGUCUUCUCAAUAUUAAAGCAAACUUUUUGGUGUGUAAAUUGCUGAAUGCUUUUUGUCCGUGUGGAUAUUUCUGGUGAGUUUGAAUAAAUGAUGAUCGGGUUCUUCUCCAUUGGACAAAUCACUCUGAACCAUUGUUCUGUUGUGUGUACCUAGAUCCAGUCAACAUAAACAGAUGUAACACUUUCGAACUUUGUUUAUACCUCUCCUCUCCCAACAUCCGCUGAAUCACCUGCUUCAUAGUUCCACUGGAGAAAUGACUGGUUGUCAAUGGUUCCCGGAGUGUGCUCAUACAGUCUGUGUUCGCCAUCUUGGGAGGACACAGCUGGAGUCGCUGAACAUCACUUUUCCACUGAUGUCAUCAAACUAUUAAAAAAAAAUACAAACGUGUGCAUGCUUUUUCUUUUUUUGUCUUUUAGUGGAUCAAGUGAGGAGAUUAUGUAACAUAUGACCGUCUAAUGGAGUUAGAAAUGAGUCAGCAAAAUAAGAUUUACUUGCGUGAAUGUUCCUCCAAAAAACAUUAUAAAUCACUUUACGAUUUAUGGGGGAUUAUGGCGCCCCAAUAACCGCAGCACAGUAUUGACUGGUCUUCAAAAGUCACUGUGAACGUUCAAAUUUAAUUGGACGAUUCUAUGCUUCCGUUCACCUGAGGACUCAGUUACUAUGUGAGAGAAAAGCGUUGUUGUCAUGGCUGUGGGGACUGUGCCAAAGUGGUGUGUGGCACAGUCAGUAGUCUCUACUGUCGCUGUGCCGGAGACGUCGGACCUUCCACACAGGUUGCCAGUUCAUUUGUCUUUGUUUCUUAAAAAAUAAAAAAAAUAAAAAAAAAUCCAUUUCGUGUGGGUCUAGCAUUGUUUCAAAUGCCCCAUGAAUAAAGAGAUAUUAAUGUGACACAUUGAUUGACAUGCUUCUGGACUGAGUGGGUGUGAGAACAGUACUGUAACACAGCAGGAUGUUACUGUGUAUAUUGUCAAACUUUCCUGUUUAAAACACACAAAAAAAACAAGUGGAACGUAUUUAAAUGUUAUAAGUUUAUUCCAACUAAAAUCUGUAUUAAGUUCUACCAUGUUGGUUUGUUCAGUAGUUAUUACUUCUUUUUUAUUAAAUGGCAACAAUCUAAACAACCACAAACAUGUACAAAUAAAAAAAAAAACAUUGAGAAAGACAAUAAAAUCCACAAUGUCUCGUGUCAUUAAAUAUAUUCAUAUGAAAUAACUGUAAUAUAUUAGUACACCUCGUAAAACAACAUCGCAAAAAGUCAAAUGUUUGAGUGACAGCUAAACAUUUACAAUUCAUAGCAUGAACACAAAGGAAGGUUUUGUCAGGUGUGUGUGUGUGUGUGUGUGUGUGUUGUGGAGUGGAAGACUGAUGUUCUCCAUCAAAUGAGGCGCUCCACGGGCUCAUGAUCGACCAGGUUCGAAGCAUCGUGCGACCACACAAAGAAGCAAACUGCAUCAAAUAAUUGGGAAAUGUGGUUUGAAUCAUGGCGGCCUCCAGUCAUUGCCAUUUCCCACAUUUGUCCCGCAGCGUGACGAAUGAGGGUGGCAGGUGAACAGCAGUGUCCUCCGGUUGAAAUACCAUAAUUGUCUUUCCAAAAAGUUGGUGGUCUGAAAAGAAUCUGUCGCUCCGUUAUUAUUUUCCUCCUUUUGUAAAACUUAAUUUUAAUAUUGUUUUCUUUUUUUGUUUCACAACUAUGAACUACUUUUUUUUCUACGUAAAAAUGUAUAGAUUCGUUCUCAUAUCUUUAAAAAAAUAUCGCCUCCUGAAUUUAACUUUCUUUAUUCCUCUCUAGCUUCACUUCAUAGAAUGACUGCGCUUUAAACUCCAGUACAUAAAACCCUUGAUCCCCAUGAUACCUAAAG
Synchiropus splendidus (mandarinfish) is the source of this 2854-nucleotide messenger RNA. RefSeq names its product syntaxin-8-like. Gene Ontology annotation, molecular function: SNARE binding; SNAP receptor activity. The coding region runs from base 93 to 809 and encodes 238 amino acids. The transcript is spliced from 8 exons. Gene Ontology annotation, cellular component: SNARE complex; endomembrane system. The record is from RefSeq and is a predicted model, not a curated record. Gene Ontology annotation, biological process: vesicle fusion; intracellular protein transport. NCBI's taxonomy places the organism in Eukaryota, Metazoa, Chordata, Actinopteri, Syngnathiformes, Callionymidae.